AUGCCUAUCACCGAGGUCAUUUUUCACGCCUACAAGACUGACCCCCAAACCCUUGCUGGGUUGGGAAACAGUCAUGGUCACCUGGUUACAGCUUUCAGCGGGGUUGACGGCCUCAAGACACUAUUCAGAGGGCCACUACUGGAGCAAGACGGCGAGGCGAUAGGUCCUCAAAGCGGGAGAGAUGUACUCGCUAUCGAGUGGGAAAAAGAGGAGUUCUUCCAUCAAUUCUUCCCAGGGUCCGAGAAGUUCAAAGCCUUGUAUACCAAAAUGAAGGACUUUGCUGCCGCCCCAGCUCGUCCGGAGCUCUACGAAGCUACCAACAGAUCCACACUGUGUUUUUCUUCGGAGGUAACACAGAUUAUUAAAGUCAGAUCUGGCACAGGAACAGAGGCAGCAUGGAAGCGGCUAGAAGAAGUACUUUCAGCAUCUCCUGCUGGCAAACCAGCUCUCUACCACGCGAACGGUAUAGGAAAAGAAGAAGGUGGAUUUAUUGGUCUGAUCGGGUGGCAGAACUUGGAGCAUUACCAAACAGUUGGGAAACAAAACAGCAUCCUCGAGCUGAUUGAACACCUGAACAAGAAUGAAAAGGUCCAAAGUUCAAUUGCUAAGCUACAGCAAGUCGAUCUGGCUUGA
Truncatella angustata is the source of this 633-nucleotide messenger RNA. RefSeq lists its product as uncharacterized. Lineage: Eukaryota; Fungi; Ascomycota; Sordariomycetes; Amphisphaeriales; Sporocadaceae. The record is from RefSeq and is a predicted model, not a curated record. The coding region runs from base 1 to 633 and encodes 210 amino acids. The transcript has 3 exons.